Rhizophagus irregularis DAOM 181602=DAOM 197198 is the source of this 714-nucleotide messenger RNA. The record is from RefSeq and is a predicted model, not a curated record. NCBI's taxonomy places the organism in Eukaryota, Fungi, Glomeromycota, Glomeromycetes, Glomerales, Glomeraceae.
AUGGAUAAAGGCAAGGCACGAGAGAUUCCAGAGGACCGCGCAAAGACCGAUAUGGAGCGCGAGUGGAAAGCUGCCAAUGGACUCAUAGACGAGUUUGAUGAAGAGGCCUGCACGCAGAGAGUAUUGCCCAUGGAAUCAAAAAAUAUCUCAAUAUACAAAGAAGACAUUGAAACUGCUUACUUGGAAAUUGUUAAUUUAUAUAACACAAAUGGUUUGGCAAUAUUUAAAUCAUAUUCCCGACCAAAUGAAAAUAAUAAUGAUCCAUUUCGGCCUGUAGAACUAAAUAAUUAUAAAAAUGUGUAUAAGAGACAGUUCGAAAACAUUAAAGGCAUAGAAAAUCCAUAUGAACCUUUAACUACAUUACCCUUUCAAAAUGCUCAACCAACAAUUAUGCAAUCUUAUUCGCAAAAUAAUUAUAUCCACUCUUUAUUACCCAUUUCACAAUCAAUACAAACUCCUAUAGAUUCUUCUUAUGUAUAUCCUACAAAUUUACCAAUUUCGUUUCCUAGCACUACACCAUACUAUUCAAAUUCUUCAGUGCAAUUAAAUAAUUGCCCACCAACCCAAAAUUCAUAUUCUUUUACGCCAUACCUUGCAAAUGUUAACUCCUAUUCUGAAUCUACACAUAAUAAUAUGACGUCCAGUACACCUAUGCCAAAUUUUUCAAGUUCUGAUAGUAGACAACAAGAAAAUAGACUAUAUUAUUAUGUUUAA